AUGGACGCCGCCGCAACCACCAUGGCGCCCCGGAAACUGGUGGUGCUCUACCCUUCACCGGGCAUGGGCCACAUUGUCUCCAUGAUCGAGCUCGGGAAGAUCUUCGUCGCCCGCGGCCUCGCGGUCAGCAUUGUGGUCAUCGAUCUUCCGCACAACACCGGCUCAAGCGCAACAGGGCCCUUCCUCGCCGGGGUCACCGCUGCCAAUCCCUGUAUCUCCUUCCAUCGUCUCCCGCAGGUCAAGCUCCCACACGUGGAAUCCAGGCACAUCGAAACGUUAAACUUCGAGGUCGCCCGCGCGGCAAAUCCGCAUCUGCGUGAUUUCCUUGUCAGCAUCUCCCCGGACAUAUUCAUUGCCGAUUUUUUCUGCCAUGUCGCCCGCCACGUCGCCUCCGAGCUCGGCAUUCCCGUAUAUUUCUUCUUCACCUCCGGCGCCGAGGUCCUGGCUGUCCUUCUGCAUCUCCCGGUCAUGCACUCUAAGACCACUGCAAACUUCCAGGACAUGGGUGAGGAGCUCGUGCAUGUCCCUGGAAUUCCCUCAUUUCCGGCGUCGCACGCCAUGCUGCCAAUCUUGGACCGUGAUGACGCAGCCUACAUGGCAUUCGUGAACGUGUGCAGCGACAUGUGCCGCUCCCAGGGCAUCAUCGCCAACACCUUCCGCUCGCUCGAGCCGCGGGCCAUCGAGGCCAUCGUGGCCGGGCUUUGCACACCUGUUGGACUCCCGAUCCCUCCAGUCUACUGCAUCGGGCCGCUGAUAAAGUCAGAGGAGCUGGGUGUGAAGCGUGGCGAUGAGUGCAUCGCAUGGCUGGACACACAGCCCAAGGACAGCGUGGUGUUCCUCUGCUUCGGCAGCCUCGGCCGGUUCAGCGUGAAGCAGAUCAGAGAGGUGGCGCUCGGGCUAGAGGCAAGCGGGCAGCGUUUCCUUUGGGUCGUAAAGAGCCCUCCCAACGAUGACCCAACCAAGAAGUUCGAGAAUCCUUCGGAGCCAGACCUCGUCGCCCUCCUCUCAGAGGGCUUCCUAGACAGGACCAAGGACACGGGCUUGGUCGUCAAGUCGUGGGCGCCGCAGCGUGAUGUGCUGAUGCACGACGCGGUGGGUGGCUUCGUGACGCACUGUGGUUGGAACUCAGUACUGGAGUCGAUCAUGGCGGGGGUGCCGAUGCUGGCGUGGCCGCUUUACGCGGAGCAACGUAUGAACAGGGUGUUCCUUGAGAAGGAGCUUGGGCUAGCAGUCGCAGUGGAAGGAUACGACAAGGAGGUGGUCGAGGCCGGGGAGGUGGCAGCGAAGGUGAAGUGGAUGAUGGACUCUGAUGGAGGGAGGGUGAGCAGGGAGCGUACGCAGGCGGCGAUGCGCCAGGCGAAGAAGGCGAUAAGCCAGGGCGGGGAGUCAGAGAAGACGCUGACGGGAUUAGUGGAAGCCUGGAUACUUGCUUGAUGUUGGUGGGCUCGGCUAAGCUGAGAUCUAAUGAGUGAUGAUCCACA
This is a messenger RNA of Lolium rigidum, 1481 nucleotides long. RefSeq names its product phloretin 2'-O-glucosyltransferase-like. Bases 1 to 1434 code for a protein of 477 amino acids. Gene Ontology annotation, molecular function: UDP-glycosyltransferase activity. The record is from RefSeq and is a predicted model, not a curated record. The transcript has a single exon. Lineage: Eukaryota; Viridiplantae; Streptophyta; Magnoliopsida; Poales; Poaceae.